AUGGCUGAGAAAGAGGGUUCCGCUGUGCCACCGCAGGCAAAAAGCUCCUGGACGAGCUUUCUCAAGUCCAUCGCAUCCUUCAAUGGCGACCUCUCUACUAUGACGGCGCCUGCUUUUAUCCUCUCGACCAAGUCCCUCACCGAAUUCUCGUCUUACUGGACCGAACACCCUUCCGUCUUUGUCGCACCAGCCGCCGAGAAGGACCCUGCCAAGCGCGCUGUGCUGGUGUUGAAGUGGUUUCUGAGCACAUUGAAGCAGCAAUACGCUAGUCGGUCGGAAAAGCUGGGGAGCGAGAAGAAGCCUCUCAAUCCAUUUUUGGGCGAGCUGUUCCUCGGGAAAUGGGAGGAUGAGGCAGGCACAACGCACCUUGUGAGUGAGCAAGUUAGUCACCACCCACCAGUCACCGCCUACUCCAUCUGGAACGACAAGCAUGGCGUCCGGCUCGAGGGCUACAAUGCGCAAAAGGCGUCAUUCAAGACCACCAUCAAUGUCAAGCAAAUCGGCCAUGCCAUGCUUCACCUUGACGCGUACAAUGAGAGCUAUCUCAUCACCCUUCCUGCCCUACACAUCGAAGGCCUUAUCACAGGCUCGCCAUAUGUUGAGCUUAACGGCUGCACCUACAUCCAGUCUUCUACCGGAUACACUGCGCGCAUCGACUAUAGCGGCAAGGGCUGGGUCUCGGGAAAGAAGAACUCUUUCACCGCCGUACUUUACCCCGAGGGCAAGGAGAAGGAAACCAUCUACAAACUAGACGGUCAAUGGUCCGAUGCUUUCCAGAUCAGGGACGCCAAGACAAAGGCCGUCGUGGACACGUUCGAUCACAAGUCCACCAAGACGACUCCACUCACUGUCGCCCCAAUUGAGGAGCAAGACGACUUCGAGACGAGGCGUGCCUGGAAGAAGGUGUCUGACGCCAUCAACAGUGGCAACAUGGAUCUGACCUCGUCCGAGAAGACAAUCAUUGAGACCCGCCAACGGGAGAUGAGACAAGAGGAAAAAGACGAGGGUCGCGAGUGGGAACGCAAGUUCUUCUCUCGCGCCAAAGAAUACCCACAGUUUGAGCAGUUGGCGACUAAGAUUGGCGAGAGCAUCAACGACGGCCAAACGAACGGUGUGUGGACUUUCGACAAACAGAAGGCGACCACUGCCAAGUCGCCUUACCACCCGACUGUUGUUCCCCCAAUCUACGAACGCAAGUGA
Pyrenophora tritici-repentis Pt-1C-BFP is the source of this 1200-nucleotide messenger RNA. Its product is annotated as oxysterol binding protein. The record is from RefSeq and is a predicted model, not a curated record. NCBI's taxonomy places the organism in Eukaryota, Fungi, Ascomycota, Dothideomycetes, Pleosporales, Pleosporaceae. Gene Ontology annotation, cellular component: membrane; intracellular membrane-bounded organelle; cytosol. Gene Ontology annotation, molecular function: oxysterol binding.